AUGUCAGGCUGGAGAAGUCUCGAUGUAGGCAUUAUUGGCGGCGGUAUUGGCGGCAUGUCCGCUGCAGUUGCCUUGCGUCGUGCAGGACAUACCGUGACCAUUUAUGAAAAGUCAGACUUUGCAGGCGAAGUUGGCGCUUCCGUUUCGUGUGCUGCCAACGGCACCCGCUGGUUACACGAGUGGAAGGUCGAUGUCGCCAAGGGUGACCCUGUGAUUUUGAAGAAGCUCAUCAACCGUGACUGGAAGACGGGCGAGCCCGUUAGUGUGUAUGACCUUGAUGAUUAUGAGAAGCGCUGGGGAUAUGCAUACAAUAUGUUCCACCGUCAGUACAUGCAUACCAUGCUAAAGGAUUCGGCCCUGGGCGAGGGUGAAGGAGCACCAGCAACCCUCAAAGUGAACUACCGAUGCCGCGAUAUCGAUUUAAAGACGAGUACCGUCGUCUUCGAGAACGGUGAAGUGAUAAGCCACGACCUAAUCAUCGGCGCAGAUGGAAUCGGAUCGGCUGUUCGAGGUAUUCUUGGAAUCACACCAGAAAAGCGGCCCUCCGACCAGAGCUGCUUACACACCAACGUCAAAACCGAGGAUGCCAUCAAGCUCGGCCUAGUCAACUACUCCGAGGAUAGCGCACUAGAGUACUGGGGUGGACAGGAAGGCAAAUGGGACAAGAUUGUUCUGUCACCCUGCAAUGGCGGCAAGCUCCUAUCGUACUACUGCUUCUUCCCGCGUGACAAAGGCGACUAUUCAACACAGGCAUGGGGCGCUGAGGACCGCCCUAUCGAAGAACUACUCAACCCAUACCCGGAACUGGACCGACAGGUAUUUAACCAUCUGAAGAUUGGGACAGAAAUCAAGCCAUGGCGUCUCUGGGUACAUGACCCGUAUCCAUAUAUGCAACGCGGUGCCACCUGUCUCUUGGGAGAUGCUGGCCACCCGAUGAUGCCUCAUCAAAGCCAAGGAGCCUGCAUGGCUAUUGAAGAUGCAGCAGCACUUGGACUGCUAUUUGAUAGGCGUUAUUUCUCUGGGGAUAUCGCUCAAGCCCUCGCUGUUUACGAGGAAGUGCGUCUGCCUCGUGUUACAAGGGUACAGGCAGCUGCAGCCAAGGCGGCUUACAAUAUCAAUGAACGGAUUGGUUUCUCCGUCAACAAAGAUAUUCCCACCUAUAAAGUCGAAGACACAAAGAAAGUUCUUACCAUUGAGGAGAUGAAUGCAGAUAUUGAAGAGAAACUCGCCAUAAAGCGUGGCACAACCUAUACUGACAAAUUCUUGUGUGGACUACCCAUCGGACUUGAGCUACCGAACGGGAUUACGAUUGGCGCAGUUGGCGCAUAG
Messenger RNA from Penicillium griseofulvum, 1329 nucleotides. Its product is annotated as FAD-dependent oxidoreductase. The transcript has 4 exons. The record is from RefSeq and is a predicted model, not a curated record. Gene Ontology annotation, molecular function: monooxygenase activity; FAD binding. NCBI's taxonomy places the organism in Eukaryota, Fungi, Ascomycota, Eurotiomycetes, Eurotiales, Aspergillaceae. The coding region runs from base 1 to 1329 and encodes 442 amino acids.